AGGCAGACGGCGAUGUCAUUUGUUUGACGCAAAUGAAAAAAACAAGCAAAGCCGAAGCGCUGCCGCCGUUCGGUUGAUGUGGGCAAAGAGCGACAGCGAUGAUGACCCAGUUGCAUUCUUUGUCCGGAGACUGGGUCUGACCCCAACUCUCAUUCUCUUUCUACCAGUUUUAUCUGCGAAAUUUACGAAUCCGAGCGCGCCCACGCUUGCAGGUCUGCUCGAUUUUCACUGGCUGAUAAUACAAAUUCAUAGUAAAAAGCGGCAGGAAACAGAAGGGAAAGAAAGCUCCUCCCUCCCCCUCUCUCUCCUCCUCUCUCUCUCCCUCUCUCUGCUUCAGGGGGCUUUAGACGACCGAGAUCCGACGACCCUUUUCAGGCUGGCCCAGAGUGCGGUCACCGCGUCUGUCGAUCUGGUGAAUACGAGGAACCCAUCCCUCUCAUGCUUUUGUGUUGCUUCUUCGGAAUUGCGGAAUUUUUACGGCAGGUCCGAUUGAUGUUGCGUAUGAUAGAAGUUUGGAGAAUCUCGAGGACUUGGAUUUGUUUGAGCAGAUCUUUAUGGUUUUCAGAUAAAACUGGGUGGGGUUGCUUCUGAUUGGAUAGGAUUGUUUCUUUGUCGUGGUAGGUUGUAGAUAGGCAGCUAGUCUUCAUCUGGGGAGCCAUUCUUUUACAUUUUCGAAUCGGAAUACUUUGUCGAACUAAAGGUUGAUUUGACUAAUUGAAGUCGUUUUUGAGCGGUAAAGUUGAUAUGGGGAAUGGUAGCCUGCUACAUUGAAAGAAAACUUUGAUGAGGAUGAUGGCUUUGCUAGUUGUGGAUCUUGUUAACUGAACGAAGAAUAUAUCGGUUUUUGAAAGUGUAUUGUGUUUGAGAAGCUCUUCACAAAUCCGAGAAGUUUUGGAUCGAAAAUAGGAGUUCUGAGUCGUUAUAUUAGUGUUUGUGAAUUUAGUGACUGGGAAGAAUCUGGUUAUUGGUCAAAGAGAGAAUUUGGUUGCUGAAGAGGAAAUAUUUGGCCGCAGUUCCAUAUGCUGUAAUUCAAAUGGCAUCUUUUAGACGACCGACGUCUCUUCUCCCUCGAGAUGCAGUGGCUCAAAACGGGGAGGAAACCUUACAUGUUCUGCCAUCUCAGAAGUUGUCGGGUGCUCAGGCCAGUCCUCCUUCUGGGGGAAUAGCAGCCGUCCUUCUAAGUUUGUCCAGAAUUUUCUGUUUUGCGAUUGGUUUCUGCUUGCAGAGAUCGAAUAGGAGCCUGGAGAGGACGAAAUCCAAAGGGCUUUCUUGGAAGAGGGCUUUCUUUCAUUUUUUGUUAUGUUUUAUAUGUGGUCUCUUAAUUGGGUUUACUCCCUUCGUUACAGUGGAUUUCUCCUCCAAUCUUGAGUUGGAACAUCAAACACUCCCAUUAGAUUACCCAAUCAGAGAUUCAGCUCAAGUUGAGAACUUAACAGCUAGCAUAGUCUCUAAAAAUGACACUGUUGAUCUGGAGCGGAAACUUAGUCAAGAGAUAAAAGAUGGGAGUGCAGAAACUGUUAUCUCAGAAGUUAACGUCGAUGAAGGUCGGAAGUUGUUGAUAGUUGUAACUCCAACAUACAAUCGUGCUUUUCAAGCAUACUAUUUGAACCGCUUGGCUCAUACGCUAAGACUUGUCCCUCCUCCUCUGCUCUGGAUUGUAGUAGAAGCAUCUGCACAGUCUCCUGAGACUGCUAACCUCCUGAGGAAAACCGGAGUAAUGUAUCGACAUCUUUUUGCUGACAAGAAUAAUACAAGCGUGAAUGAUAGAGGUGUGCACCAGAGAAAUGUUGCUCUUGCUCAUAUUGAAAAGCACCGUUUGGAUGGGAUCGUGUACCUCGCCGAUGAUGAUAACAUGUACUCUAAGGAUCUUUUUCAACAAAUGAGGAACAUAAGCCGGUUUGGCGCCUGGCCUGUUGCCAUGCUUAUGAAAAGCAAAAACGAGGCUGUAUUGGAGGGACCCGUUUGCCGGGGAAAGCAAGUUAUUGGGUGGCAUACAAGUUUAAGAAGCAAGAACAUUCGGAGGUUCCAUGUUGACAUGUCUGGUUUUGCCUUUAAUAGUACCAUACUUUGGGACCCAAAAAGGUGGAAGCGACCUACUGUUGAGCCAAUUAGGCAGCUGGAUGCAGCGAAGGAGGGUUUGAAGGAAUCAUCAUUUAUAGAACAAGUAGUUGAGGAUGAAAGUCAAAUGGAAGGUGUACUAGAUGGAUGCUCAAGAAUCAUGGCUUGGAAUCUACAUCUGGAAGCACCAGAACUGCCUUUUCCUCGCGGCUGGACCAUGCGAAAAUAUCUGGACAUGGUUUCUCCUCUAAAGUAGCUCCUUUUAUGCAUGUGGAACACAUCAAUGAUAAGGUACAAUUCUGUUCUUCCUCGUGUCUGCUGAUGUACGAGAGAAAUCUGUCAAAUUUUGCUGGAGUCUAAUCCACUAUGAUCUGUCAGCAUUGCUGCCUCCUUCACCACAACUGGUUUGCACAAUAGCAGCCUCACUGUCUCACUCAUGUACUUAUCAUCUGGCCUGGGCAUAAGUUCAAGGCGGUUGAGCUCCAUUUUGUUCUUUUCUUUUCAAUUUUUGCUGUUAGGCAGAUUUUUCUGUUCCUAAUGUUGUGUAAAUUAAUUUGAGUGUCGUCAUUCAUACAUCCUGUAGAUCUUCAAACACAGAACUAGUCCUUGUUUGCCUGUCCAAAUACCUCAAUCCAUCUGUUUAGAAGAUCCCAGGAUACCUUAGCUUGAAAAAUGUAGCGUACCCUUUGGUCCCUUUCUUGGUUGUGAAUGAGAAAAUCAAUUAAAUCA
Molecule: messenger RNA, 2787 nt
Organism: Nymphaea colorata (pocket water lily)
Lineage: Eukaryota; Viridiplantae; Streptophyta; Magnoliopsida; Nymphaeales; Nymphaeaceae
Product: probable beta-1,4-xylosyltransferase IRX9H
Exons: 5
Coding region: 1034-2314 (426 amino acids)
Biological process (GO): plant-type secondary cell wall biogenesis; glucuronoxylan biosynthetic process
Cellular component (GO): Golgi membrane
Molecular function (GO): xylosyltransferase activity; galactosylgalactosylxylosylprotein 3-beta-glucuronosyltransferase activity
Source: RefSeq, a predicted model, not a curated record